Molecule: messenger RNA, 912 nt
Organism: Coniophora puteana RWD-64-598 SS2
Lineage: Eukaryota; Fungi; Basidiomycota; Agaricomycetes; Boletales; Coniophoraceae
Exons: 5
Coding region: 1-912 (303 amino acids)
Source: RefSeq, a predicted model, not a curated record
AUGGACUCUGCUGAACUGGUCGAGGAAAGGUCGCUGUACGUGGGCAACGCCCUUAGCUGUAUCCUAUAUGGAUUUAAUCUGCACGCGUACUUCGCGACCGUACUCGCUCUAAAGAACUCAAAAAGCCGAAGUGUCCCACGAAUAUUCUACAAUGUCUUUGGUGGGAUCAUGCUGCUUUUCGUGACUUGCGCCCUCGUUACCAGUGAACUGCGUGGUCAGUUUGCAUGGAUCGACCAGCGAGGACAGUCCGGCGGGCCGGAAGCGUAUCUGCAGCAGAAUGUCACCGAGUGGUAUGUUACAAUUAGCUCGGUCGCAACUCUGCUAGCAGAUGCGAUGAGCAAUGGACUAAUGAUGUAUCGGUGUUAUUUGAUCUGGGGGCAUAGUCUCCGGGCUGUCGUUCUCCCCUUUGCUCUUUUUGUGCCUGCCGUUGCCAUUUCCAUCGUGAUGACGACGACGAGCGCUAUGCCAGGGGCUUCCGAGUACACUGGCAUGCCACUCAAAUACGACAUCAUCUGGAUGGCGCUCACUACCGCUUUCAAUGUCGUGACGACUGGGACCAUUUGUUUCAGGAUAUUCCAGAGCUACCGCCAGCUCCGGCGCAUGUUCCCAACACAGCAGCACGAAGCCGCGUUUCAUCCGUACACUAAGUCGAUAACAAUCAUCGUUGAGUCGUCGCUGCUGUUCACGGUGGUCACCGUCGUGUAUCUAGUCGUCCAGUGUAUCGACAGCCCGGUUGAUAUAGCUAUCGGGGCUGUAUGGACCAACUUCUGCGUUUUGGCGCCUCAGCUCAUCAUUUUACGCAUCGCCUCCGGUUCGGCGUGGACGGAUCCCACGACGAAGGAGAACUUAUCGAAGCUGACCACGGCUAUUUCUUUAGACUUGGAGCAGUCUGGCGCGUCGCAUUACCCUUAG